UGCAUAAUUUAAUGUAAUGCAAUGUAAUGCAACGUUUCCCUCGGACAGGAGAUGGUUAACUAGAAGGCUCCUGUCUUCCGUAUGGUGGGGGUGUGUUCAUUUUCCCAUGCACACUUCCUACCAUGUUCCCCCCGAGCACCAGACACUCCACACCUACUCACACGCUCGCACAGCCACACGGGAGACGUCAGCUCGUCCACAGCCGCUCUUCCCACGAUCCACACAAAAUCUGUCACCAUGGGGACAGGAUGCAUAACGGCCGCCAAAUAUUUCCUCUUCCUCUUCAACCUCCUGUUCUUCAUCUUCGGAGGAUUCAUCAUGGGCUUCGGACUGUGGGUGCGCCUGGACACCAUGAGCUUCAUGGCAGUGUUGCAGGACUCCUCGGACACGGUGAACGUGGCGUCCUACAUCCUCAUCGGGGUGGGCGCCCUCACCAUGUCCAUGGGCUUCUUCGGCUGCAUCGGCGCCGUCUUAGAGAUCCGAUGUCUGCUGGGACUGUACUUCACCUGCCUGCUGCUGAUCCUCAUCGCCCAGGUGACCGCCGGCGUGCUGGUGUACUACCAGCAGGAACAGCUGAAGACGGAGCUCUCCAACAUCAUUAACGGCAUGCUGGUCAACUACACGGGCCAGAACAAAACCACGGACCAAACCUGGGACUACAUUCAGAAGACGAUGCAGUGCUGUGGUUGGAGUGGCCCGGGUAACUGGUCGGAGAACCUGGUGAUCAAGAACAGCACUGGUUUCAUGUACUCGUGUUCCUGCCGCAACGAAACUCAGCCGGGCACAUCGGUGGCGGAGAGCGGCCUGUGUGACAGCCUCUCUGCCAAGCUGCCCGUCUUCGAAACGGGCUGUGAAAGCAGCGUGGAGGGGUGGCUCCUUGACAACAUGGGAGUUAUUCUUGGAAUCUGUGUUGCAGUCGCUGUCGUGGAGCUCCUGGGAAUGAUCCUGUCGAUGUGUCUGUGCAAGAGCGUCGUGGUGGAGGACUACUCCAAAGUCCCCAAAUACUGAGCUUCAAACCAGCUGUAGCACACACACACACACACACACACACACACACACACACACACACACACACACACACACACACACACACACACACACACACACACACACACACACACACACACACGGAGAACUCCUCCCUCUCCCACACCAUCACACUCCCUCUAUCGUGUUCUAUCUCCCUGCAUGUUUGUGUGCGUGUGUGUUUAAAGAGAAACACACACCCAGGACAAAAUAUGUCCCUCUACCGUUCAGUCAUACACAGAACACACGGCAUAGCAGCUGUCACCACCCUCUCUGAGCAGACAGCUGUGUACAUUUCUUAUUUUAAGUCACACCCACACCCACAUGCACGUGUUUGUGUGUGUGUGUUUGUGUGUGUGCGUGGUUGUUCGUGGAAGCCUCUCAGUCCAGCUGGACUCGUGGACUUCAUGGAAUGAAUCGUUGGCCUCACGUUGCCACAUGAAUGAAAUAUUGUAGAAAUCAAAUGAAAGGAGUCGUUGUUUAUUUUGGUGGGAUGCAAGAGUUGUAGCGUCCUUUCUUUGUAGUACGUUAAUAUUGACGUGUGAGUAGAUCCUUGCGUUGUAUCGCUUUCAGGACACUUGUUGGCUCCCUAGCCAGGCAGAAAGAGCACUUAAAGAAGAAAUCCGGUGUAAAAUGGAUCUGGGAUAUGUUUAGUGUGAUAACGAGUUGGAAUGUUCGUUUGGGAGCAAAAAAGUGCAUAUAGACACAUUCUUAAGUUGGCUGUUUUUAGCCGAUUCUACCAAAACGCUAUAUAUGCACUUUUUUGCUCCAAAACGAACAUUCCAACUCGUUAUCAUACCAAACACAUACCAAAUCCAUUUUACAUCGGAUUUCUUGUUUAAGGGAAAUUUGUUGCGAUCAGAGCGCCUCCUUUCAUCGUAGGAGCAGUGGGUGGAGGUCCGGGGUCACACCAGCGUAACCCCAACCCCUUGUAGUCUGUGACCCCACAUCCGGGGGGGUACCUCCAGUGCUGUGUGUGUGUGUGUGAAAGGCUUGCUGGGAAUGAGGCCUUGGGUUCUACCUGGUGGCCUCAUAACAGCCUACCCUCCAUGCCUGCCAAUAGCACCCACCCAGCCGACCUCUGACACCACCCACCUCGCGUUCCCCCCGGGCUCUCUCUCUCUGGGCGGUCUCCGGCAUCCAGACCAGAUCUGCGUGGAGACCUGCACUAUGUGUGUGUGUGCGUUUAUGUGUGUCCACGUUGCAUCCAGUGAGUUAUCAUCGUUAUUAUUAUUAUUUUCAUGUUGUCACUUUUUUCAACUGUGUGUAUAUAUAUAUAUAUAUAUAUAUAUAUGACUAUGCGAAGGGAUUAUUGCCUUCAUCUGCGCGGUCAGCGCUUUUGCAAGGGAAGAGUGGUCUCCCACAUACCUUUUGUUUGAGUUGUUUUGUGUUUCCCUUCCUGUGUUUUUAAUGAUGUACAGACUCGGCAGCCACAGCACUAUUGAGGGCCAAAUAUGAACUCAGAGCCCGAUAUUUUAGUUUGUCAGACUGUUAUCUCCAUUCCAACUCACCUCCUUUUUGAAGUGGCUUUUUCUAGCGGGAACUAGUUAACUUUUCAUUUUUUUCAGGCUUUUCGCUACACUUUUGGUAAUGACUGAUUUAUUAAAAUUCAACACUUUUCGCCAAACAAAAGAAAUAACAGGAAAAGGAAAUAAUAGGGAAGAAAUUUGAUUUAUCUUAUGACUUUUUAUUGUAUUUUAAUUAUAGAGCUGCUGUGCGCAUCAUUGUUUUUGACAUGAUCAUCACAUGUGUAUCUUUAAAAAUGCAUUUUGUCUGUGGAAACCACAAAUGUCUAAAGAAAAUCCAAAUAACAUGUUUUCCUGGAAAAGUAUAGGCCGAUUAUCAAAUCAGUAUUUAAACAAGGCGAAACUAGACACUAAUUGAGAACCGGCCACAUUAAUUUAACAAAAAAAAAUGAAGGUUUUGUAUUUUGUUACACCUAUUUUACGUUAUGCCCUGUGCAAAAUAACCAUAUCGUGUCCCAGUUUUAUGUUAAUUGUUUCUUUUUGUAUUUCUUUUUUGUAUUAUCAGGACUUGUCAAUAAACGAGACAGAAAUAUA
Messenger RNA from Gadus morhua (Atlantic cod), 3086 nucleotides. It is a transcript of the gene cd82b, whose product is annotated as CD82 molecule b. Gene Ontology annotation, cellular component: plasma membrane. Bases 82 to 1008 code for a protein of 308 amino acids. The transcript has 9 exons. Lineage: Eukaryota; Metazoa; Chordata; Actinopteri; Gadiformes; Gadidae. The record is from RefSeq and is a predicted model, not a curated record.